GGGCGGGACUUCCUCUCUCCGGUGGAUGAGGCUUCCUGGUCGGCAGGAGAACUUGAGGGCUCGGUUCAGUCGGGGUGGCAGCGGGUGCGUGAGGGCGCCUCGGGACGGGGCCCAACCAGGCGCCACAGCGGACGACGCAGCAGCACGAAGCCCCAGCGGAGGAAGCUCCUCGCCGGCGAUGCUGCCCUGACAGUCUCCACCCCGCCGCCAUGUCUGAAGUCCACAAGACUGUGCAGAAGUGGCACGCCAGCUUCAGGAAGGGGACCGACUUUGACUCGUGGGGACAACUGGUGGAGGCGAUAGACGAGUACCAGAUACUGGCCCGACAGCUGCAGAAGGAGGUCCAGUCCACAUCGUCAGACUUCACGGAGGAGCAGAAGAAAACCUUGGGAAAGAUCGCAACAUGUCUGGAGAUGAGAAGUGCCAGUUUACAGAACACACAGACGAAAGACGAGUUCAAACUGGAAGAGCUGAAGAAAGUGGAGAGCAUUCUUCAGAAUAUUCAGACGUACAACAAAGAGUUUCCCUUCGACGUCCAGCCGGUGCCCUCCAGGAAAAUCUUGGCGCCCGGUGAGGAGGAGAACCUGGAGCUGGAGGAGGAGGACGCAGGAGCAGUUGUGGGAUCCGCAGAAGCCUUCGCCCCUCGACCCACUGGUACCUUGUUGCCACGGUUACCCUCCGAACCCGGGAUGUCGCUGCUCACCUUGAGGAUCGAGAAGAUCGGGCUGAAGGACGCGGGCCAGUGCAUCGACCCGUACAUGACUGUCAGCGUCAAAGACUGUAACGGCGUGGACCUGAACCCGGUGCAGGACACGCCGGUGGCCACCAAGAAGGAGGACACCUACAUUCACUUCAGUGUGGACGUGGAGGUCCAGAGACACGUGGAGAAGCUGCCCAAAGGAGCCGCCAUCUUCUUUGAAUUCAAACACUAUAAACCCAAGAAGAGGUUCACCAGCACAAAAUGUUUCGCCUUCAUGGAGAUGGACGAGAUCAAGCCUGGGCCCAUCGUCAUCGAGCUGUACAAAAAGCCGACGGACUUCAAGAGGAAGAAACUGCAGCUUCUGACCAAGAAGCCUCUGUACCUUCAUCUUCAUCAAACAUUGCACAAGGACACUUGAGCUGCCCUCGACACCCGUCAGUCCCCCUCGUCCUGCAGAGCAUCCCCGGAAGAAAGUCGGCGUCACUUCAGUCUUCCUGCAGCUUCAGACCAGCAGCGGGCCGCGGACCUGGUCCCGGUCGUCACAGCAGAUCCAUGCGCCAAGACGCUUCAGAACCUAACAAGAACACUCACCUGCUUUUACUUUGAAAAGCCUGCGGCGCUGCCUAAAGCUUUUAUUUUGUACUAAGACGUCUUCACUAAAACAUGUUGAAUGUACAUUUUGAUUUGAACCACACUUGUUGCGAUGCACUACACCAGUGUUCGAGUCUGGAUUCAAGGUUUUCAGCAGAGUUUUAACACAAGCGUGUCAUCGACUCAUUGUUUAACAUGUGUUCCACCAUUAAAGAGCUUCAAUGAGGAAAGCUGAGUCAGCGUUA
This is a messenger RNA of Synchiropus splendidus (mandarinfish), 1536 nucleotides long. It is a transcript of the gene aida, whose product is annotated as axin interactor, dorsalization associated. Gene Ontology annotation, biological process: determination of ventral identity. Gene Ontology annotation, molecular function: phosphatidylinositol binding. The record is from RefSeq and is a predicted model, not a curated record. Lineage: Eukaryota; Metazoa; Chordata; Actinopteri; Syngnathiformes; Callionymidae. The coding region runs from base 210 to 1118 and encodes 302 amino acids. Gene Ontology annotation, cellular component: membrane. The transcript is spliced from 10 exons.